Scleropages formosus (Asian bonytongue) is the source of this 3935-nucleotide messenger RNA. RefSeq names its product seizure related 6 homolog (mouse)-like (gene sez6l). The record is from RefSeq and is a predicted model, not a curated record. Gene Ontology annotation, cellular component: endoplasmic reticulum; neuronal cell body. The coding region runs from base 226 to 3030 and encodes 934 amino acids. Gene Ontology annotation, biological process: synapse maturation; regulation of protein kinase C signaling. NCBI's taxonomy places the organism in Eukaryota, Metazoa, Chordata, Actinopteri, Osteoglossiformes, Osteoglossidae. The transcript has 17 exons.
GUGUAGGAGGGGGCUGUGUGAAGGAGACACGCACACUGCGGAGUCCAGGCGAGGAGAGGGACGCUGACAAGGAGCACAGAGGACAGCGGGACCACCGAGACUCACCGAGCGAGACGCACUGACUGAGACAAGCAGCGCUGCGUCGCGAGCCGCUACAUCCGGACUGACCGACCCGACCGACUGAGCCACUGACUGACGGACCGACGGACCGACGGACGCACCACCAUGCUGGCCGUGCGCUCGCUCCUCCGCGCCCGAGUCCGGAGAGCCGUGCUGGUGGCGGGGCUCCUGUGCGCGCUCUGCUCGGCUCAAGAUGACUCGCCCCCCUCUCCUUCAGCCUCGCCGCCGCCGCCGCCAUCUUCAGCUGGGGGUGUCCAAGGGCAGAACACGCGCGAGUCGCUGUCCAGGGGACAGGGUCUGCUGGAGGCCGUACUGGCCCAAGGGGACCACCUCCUCGCCCAGAAGGGGGCGGUCUUCCCCACCGCCCUGCCCGCCGACCUGCUGCCCUUCCUGCCUAAGGAGCUGGGCGCCAGGGUCCUUCCGCCCGAGGACGAGAUCAGGAGGAAGUUGGGACUGCACCGCGGUAACGGGCCACCGGUCACCUCGGCCCCCGUUGAGGACACGACACGGACCCCAGAGCCUCCAACGCCGUCGUCCGUCUCAACGACAGACCCCUCGGGGGCCCCGCACCGCGGUCACGGGCCCUUAUUCGCGACGGUUGUCACGACGACCAUUGGUACGGACACCGACACAAACUCGCGUGCCUCAGUGGCGCCACGCUGCACGGUCAACUUCACGGACCCCGAGGGUUACAUAGACUCGUCGGACGACCCCCCCCUCCCAAAUGGCGCCUUCCUGCAGUGCACCUACACCGUGACCGUCUACAGGGGUUACGGGGUGGAGCUACAGGUGAAGAACGUGAACCUGUCGGAGGGCGAGCAGCUGUCCAUCAGGGGGGUCGACGAGGGCGGGGCUCCGCUCGUCCUGGCCAACGAAACGCUGCUGGUGGAGGGCCAGGUGAUUCGCAGCCCAACAAACACCAUCUCCGUGUUCUUCCGCUCCUUUCCGGAGGGAGGUUCCGGAAACUUCCAGCUGCACUACCAGAUUUUCAGGCUGAGCUGCUCCCUGCCCCGACGGCCCCACUUCGGCGAGGUGUCGGUGCUCGACCUCCACCCCGGAGGCACGGCCCGUUUCCACUGCCACAUGGGGUAUCACCUGCAGGGGGCGCCGGUGCUCACUUGCAUCAAUGCCUCCCUGCCCAUCUGGAGCUCCCGAGAACCUGCCUGCCGAGCUCUCUGCGGGGGAUCCGUGAAGAACGCCACAGUAGGGAGAGUGCUGUCGCCCUCACCCCCCUCCAGCGCCAAUGGAACCCAAGGUCGCAGCUGCUCCUGGUCCCUGGAGGCUCCUGCUGGCCAGAGGCUGCAUCUGCACCUCGAGAGGAUGGUCCUCGGACCCACAGACAGGCUCGUACUGUGGAGUGGGCUGGACGCAGGCUCCGUGGUCCUGUUCGACUCGGGCCGGGGCACCCCCAUCCCCUUCGAGGGUGUGAUCAGCGAGGGUCCGUCCGUCCGGGUCCAGUUCAUCACCGACAUUCCCAGCCACACCACCAGCUUCAACAUCCGCUACGAGGCCUUCGAGAAGGGCCACUGCUACGAGCCCUACAUCCAGAAUGGGAACUUCACCACUUCGGACCCCGGGUACGGCGUGGGGACAGUGGUCCAGUUCAGCUGUGAUGCGGGCCACUCCCUGGAACAAGGGCCCCCCGUCAUCGAGUGCAUCAACGCCCGGGACCCCUACUGGAACGACACGGAGCCGCUCUGCAAAGCGCUCUGUGGGGGGGACUUGUCCGGCCCCAGUGGGGUGAUCCUGUCUCCCAACUGGCCCGAGUGGUACGGCGAGGGGGAGGACUGCAGCUGGAGGAUCCACGUGGGAGAAGAUAAGCGUGUUCUCCUGGAUGUGCAGCUGCUGAACCUGAGCAACAGCGACAUGCUGACCAUCCUGGACGGGGACGAGGUCACGACCCGUAUCCUGGGUCAGUACGUCGGGGGUACGAGCCCCUUCAAACUGUCCUCCUCUUCUCCCGACCUCACCAUCACCUUCCACUCGGACCCCGCCGGGCUGGUCUUCGGCAAGGGGGAGGGCUUCAUCAUCAACUACAUGGAGGUGUCCCGAAAUGACUCGUGCCCGGACCUGCCCGAGAUCCAGAACGGCUGGAAGACCACGUCCCACACGGCGCUGGUGAGGGGGACCCGCAUUACCUACCAGUGCGACCCUGGAUAUGACCUGGUGGGCAGGGAGACCCUCACCUGCCAGCUGGACCUCAGCUGGAGCACCCAGCCCCCCUUCUGUGAAAAGAUCAUGUACUGCACGGACCCCGGCCACGUGGAGCACUCGACCCGCUCUCUCUCGGACCCCAAGCUGCUGGUCGGAACCACCAUCCAGUACAGCUGCAAUCCCGGCUUCGUCCUGCAGGGCAGCGCUAUUCUCACUUGCUACGGACGUGAGCCUGGAACCCCGGUGUGGACGUCCCGCUUGCCCCACUGUGUCUCCGAGGACUCCGUCUCGUGCGAGAACCCCGGGCUCCCUGAGAACGGCUACCAGAUCCUGUACAAGCGUCUCUACCUGCCGGGAGAGUCGCUCACCUUCAUGUGCUACCAGGGGUACGAGCUCAUCGGGGAGAUCACCAUCAAGUGCAUUCUGGGAAAUCCGUCCUUCUGGAGCGGCCCCCUCCCGCUGUGCCACGCAAACCACGACUGCUUUGAAAACCAUGCUCUCGAAGUUGCAGAGGCAGCAGCAGACUCCUCCUUCGAUGGAGGGAACAUGGCUCUCGCCAUCUUCAUUCUGGUCCUUCUGCUGUCGGUGCUGCUUGGGGGGGCUUAUGUCUACGUCACAAGGUGCCGCUACCAUUCCAACUUGCGCCUGCCCCUGAUGUACCCCCACCCCUACAGCCAGAUCACCGUGGAGACGGAGUUUGACAAUCCUCUCUAUGAGACUGGAGGGGAGACGAGAGAAUACGAAGUGUCAAUAUGAGGAACCUCUCCGCCCUAGAGGACUUUCCCUGACUCAGCCUCUCCCCAGUUGAUGUACAUACCCCUGACACGUUCGACGCCCUUCUCCCCCGACCCCCCGCAAUGCCCGCCUCAUGAAUCUGUCCGCCAGGCACACAUCAGCCCCCCCAGGGCUCCCCAGACACAGACGAAAGAAAAAGAAGGAAAGAGGGAACGAGAGAUGGACAGCAGGGAAGCAUUGCUCGCUCAGGAGGAGGACCCGCCGCCACGGGCGCGAGACUCGAGAGGUCGCAGGUCACGGAAAGGGGCCUGCGCGUGCGGAGGCUGGAGGGAUGGAGGGAUGGAGGGAUGGAGGGAGGGAGGCCGCGAGUCUUUGCGGGGAGGGCUGGCAGUAAGCGGAGCCGGGGGCCGCCGAAGCCCCGUCCCGCAGCCGCCGUCCCGCGUAGAGACGAGUUCCGCGGGAGGCCGAGGCCGAGGCCCGGGACCCGCGCGGGCCACGCGAGCGCAGCGCACGGGCACGGAGCGCCGCCACACCUCUUGUGUCCGCAGUGCGCUCUUUUACUUUGUUUUAUUCAAUUCGUUCAUUAACUAUCGCUGUUAUUACUGUUAUUACCUCUUUUGUGGCGGAGUGAAAAGGACAAGCUGGCGUGUCCCUUUUUGUCCCAUAGAGACACGGGUCGAGAGGAUGCUCUGUGACUGUUUAUUCCUUCUUCCACCCUCUGCCUGCUGUCAUUUGUACAGCUUUGUACUUCUCUUGUUUUUGGUACUCGUACUACAUUAUCGGUGGUCGAUCCUUUAUUUCCCCUCUUCAGCGAGUGUAGAAAUCCACACCAGAUGGAUGGAUAAUUUAUUUUGAUGUAUAUGUGCUGUUUUAUGCCGAGUAAUGUACAUUUUCAUUCAAAAUGAACAUGUUACAGAUUUCCCUAA